CGGAACGGUCGAUUGCGGAUGAAUGCGUUACGCGAGGGAGAAACGAGGGGAAGAGGGGCAACCUCGCCUCGCCUCGCUUCGUUUCGUAUGUCAUCGCACCGUGCCGUCACGAACACACGCAAACCGACCAAGCGCAUAGCUGGUGUAACAAGUAAAACCAGUCAUUCAUCAGUGUUUUGUGGUUUUAACACCGAAUUAACAGUUUACUCGUGUUUAAUCUUACAAGUUUUGUGAUGUUUAAAUAAAAAUUGAGCGAAAAUUUUGUAUUGUGUUAUGAAAAGUGCAUUAAAAACUUUCGUGCGUAUUCGUCUACAUUCGGCGUCACACGUCACGAUGUGAUAACUUGGCAUUGUGUGACGUUUGUUUUUAUCUCGCUCUUGCUCCAACGAAGGAGAGAGAAAACAAAUCUAAGCCCGCGAGUUUUAAAAAUAAAAAUAAACAGCAAAUUUAUCGAUGGGCACGAAAAGUAAGAAGAUUUUAGAGGAAAUACAUCCUUUAAGUUUAAUCCAGGAAGUGCAAAAAUGGCCGGUUAUAUACGUGAAGGACAAUCCGGACAGAACAAACCAUCACUUCAAGAAUAAAGUGUGGCACGAAAUAGCAAAGAAGCUGUUCACUGAUUGGGAAACUUACACUGAUUGGGAGAAGGAAUCCAAAGUUACAGAUUUAAUGAAGAAAUGGCGGAACCUUCGUGACACAUUCAAAAGACAAAUAGAAACGGAGAAAAAGAUAAGAGAAGGUCAAGAUAUUAAGAAAAAAACAUACGUUUUUUUCAAACACAUGCUGUAUCUGUUACCUCAUAUGUCAACUUCCGGAGAUGCAGCAUCCGAUCCCGCCGUCGAACCUAAACUCGACGAGUACUUUAAAAGAUCAACAAAGAGAUCAUCAUCAAACAAACAACAAGACAGAAAGGUUAAAAGAGAGAAACGUCUUGAGAAACACAUGCCUAUAAAUUCUGUAAUAAUUCCUGAGAUGCCUUCAAGAUCAGCAGAUAUAGAGGAUUUAAUAGACGAAGACAAACAUUUCUUAAUGUCUCUUGUACCGUCUUUCAAACGAAUGAACGACGAUGAAAAGCUCGAGGCGAAAGUUAAAAUUCUCAAAGUUAUUAAAGGUAUAAGAAGAAAUAAAAGCAACGCUGAUUCCCUAGAAUGUAAUUCCGUAACUGAUACCUUGUCGUAUAAUUUAGAUGAUAUUGCUUAUAAUGACGUCAAAGUGGAGAUGGUCACAGAUGAUGUCGAUGAGUGUGAGAGUCAGUCCAAUGCUUCGGAGUCUGAUGGUGCUGAUAAUUCUGAUUAGAUAAAUACCUGAGUUGAUUUUAAGAUAAGAUAUACAAGAUGUGUGGACAAACUAAUAAAACCCCUCAAAGCGCUGUGGAGUGAGCUAUGUUACUCUCAGGUAGGUAGAUAUUACUCUCAGGGAUAAAAUCUGGAACGAGGAAAUUCCCAGAAGAACAAAAGUGACCGACAUAGCUCUAAGGAUUAGCAAGCUGAAGUGGCAAUGGGCAGCUCAUGUCUGUCGCAGAACCGACGGCCGAUGGGGCAGACGUGUUCUCGAGUGGAGACCGCGUACCGGUAAGCGCAGUGAGGGACGCCUUCAGCCCGCUGGACCAAUGACCUGAAGAAGGUGGCGGGGAGAGGGUGAAUGAGGAAGGCGGAGGUCCUUGUUUGGUGGCGCGCUCUUGGAAAGGCCUUGGAUGUCCAGUAAUAGACGCAUACAUUCUGAUAGACUGGAAGAAAAGAUUAUAGUAGGGAACACUGGCUGAAUUGAUUGUUAUUAUUGUUUUCAUCUAAAAUGCAACAAGACAAGAAGUCAUUGUGGCUAGUUUUUAACCGACUUCCAAAAAGGAGAAGGUUCUCAAUUCGUCAGAAUCUUUUUUUUUUGUUGUACAAAAUCUCUAAACUAAACUAAAUUGAAUUGAGUUAAUAAAUUGGUCUAAAUGCUGUCCUUAUUAGCAGGAAACAUUAUGAAUGGAAUAUUAAUUAAAUAUGUUUAGACCGGUAUUUUAGAUUAGAAAUUGUAUUAACAGCUGUAAUAGUUAUUUAUGUAUUUAAAUUAAUUUAAAAGUAAAUAUUAUAAUAUUUAAGUUGAAAAUUUCGGUAAUUUAAAAGAUUUAAGUUAGUCCAUUCCAUCGUUUCGAUAUUAUGUUCUGUUAAAAAUGAGAUCGCUAACCUAAGGAAAAGAAAAAUAUAUUUUUUGUAAACCUU
This is a messenger RNA of Maniola jurtina (meadow brown), 2201 nucleotides long. RefSeq lists its product as uncharacterized. The record is from RefSeq and is a predicted model, not a curated record. Gene Ontology annotation, cellular component: nucleus; transcription regulator complex. The coding region runs from base 454 to 1293 and encodes 279 amino acids. Gene Ontology annotation, biological process: regulation of transcription by RNA polymerase II. Lineage: Eukaryota; Metazoa; Arthropoda; Insecta; Lepidoptera; Nymphalidae. The transcript is spliced from 2 exons. Gene Ontology annotation, molecular function: DNA binding.